AUGGUGCUCGUGGCAUCUGACCACCUGAUCCUCAGCAGAGAGAAGCCCGUCGAGCCCUUGUGGAUCACGUACUACGUUUUCAUGACACUCAACUUCGACAACAUGCUGGUUCGCUUCAUCAGCUACGUGCGUACGAUGGAGCGAGCACCAACGUGGAAAGUUGACGUGUAUGAGCCCACGUCCCCGACCUCGGCGGAUCACGUGCGAAGGUCUGACCACAUCCAGCGCCUAUUUCUGGUCUGGAUACCAGUUGCAUUCGCUAUUUCGCUGAACACCAGUUCCAGGGUGUUCAACAUCUUACCAAUUACUCUUCUGCGCUACGGCUUGGUGACGAACGAUCGUCCUGUUGUGAUGAUGACGCCCAGCGUUGGGCUCCCUCACAGCUGCUGCCCUGCAGAGGCAGUCUGGAAUAGUACCUCGAGUGAUGAAUCGAUCAAAUUCAGCAUUCCAUGUCUGUCUCGGGAUGCACCGGAAGAUCUCGUCGCCGCACCAGUCGUGUAUUGGGUGGCCUGGCCUCGCCGAAGGGGUACUCCCACCAGUCUGCAGGUUCGAGAAGGUCGUGGAGCAGACGGAUCACGAGGGAUAGUGUCAGGGCACGCAACCGCGACUCCCUUGCAGCUCGAGUUCUGGCUGCAGCGACAUGGCUAUGGGGUGAGUCAGGCAGCGGACAUCUUCAACACAUUGACGGACACCAACAAGAGGAUCGGGAUGUAUCACUUUGCAUUCCCCUAUGUGGCCGAGUUCUCCGUGCGGGGCUGGCCAUGGAAGGAGAAUGCAGCGAUUUAUGCAGUCGCCGUGAACAUGGCCACAGGCGCUUUGAGCCCAGAGCCCGUGUCCUCUGACGUGCUCCUUCGCUUUGAUGGGAAGUGCGGUCCACACUGCAUGCGCUGCAGUCACCAGGGCAUCUGUCGGCAGUGCAAGGCCGGCUUCAGACCCGACGGUACAACAUGCGUCCCAUGUGGACCAGGCUGCCAGAAAUGUGAUGCACUUUCGGCUUCUUCCGAGUGCAGUGAGUGCCAGGCCGGCUAUGGCCUGUCGAGCGACGGACGGGGCCGUUGCCUGCCAUGUUCCACAAGGAAUUGUCAAAACUGCAAUGAAAAAGCUGACUCCCAAGCCCAUGAGGCAACCGCUCGAGAACUGCCGUGUCGCUACUGUUUGGAGGGGCAUGGCUUGGCGCCUGAUGGAUCGUGUUUUCCGUGCAAGCAGAAGAACUGCAAGCUCUGUGAUGUAAACCGAUGCAUCCAAUGCCAGAGUGCCUUCGCAAUUGUGGAGGAUGGCAAUGCUACGAGAUGCGACCCAUGCGGGGAAGCAUGCCUACAGUGUGAGAAGCCUGGAAACUGCAGAGCGUGCCGGGACCGCG
Symbiodinium necroappetens is the source of this 1360-nucleotide messenger RNA. The record is from the annotation of a GenBank genome assembly. NCBI's taxonomy places the organism in Eukaryota, Dinophyceae, Suessiales, Symbiodiniaceae.